UUGGGUAUUUCACCACGAACUGUACGAACUGUCAUUGAUGCUAAAAAACUCAAUGACGGUGUUAUUCCUGAAGACCAACGAGGCAAACACGGGAAGCAUUGCAAGGUGGACAGUGAAAUGAUAAAAGAAAAAAAACAUGAAUUCGAUGAAGAAGAUGACAUUCCUUUAUCGUUGUGGUCACGAAACCUAAAUUCAGAUUCUUUAGCAGCACCGGAAAUGUGGGAAGAAUAUGUUGACAUCGAUAGCGCUCUCCUCACAUUCGAAGAACAUACCGAUGAAAAUAUCGUACAGAACAUUAGUGCUAUUAACAACUCGAAAGUGAUGGGGAUGAGGAAGUCGAGGAAGCACCAUUAA
This is a messenger RNA of Danaus chrysippus (African queen), 354 nucleotides long. The record is from the annotation of a GenBank genome assembly. NCBI's taxonomy places the organism in Eukaryota, Metazoa, Arthropoda, Insecta, Lepidoptera, Nymphalidae.